Messenger RNA from Diorhabda carinulata, 3872 nucleotides. It is a transcript of the gene Blm, whose product is annotated as recQ-like DNA helicase Blm. Lineage: Eukaryota; Metazoa; Arthropoda; Insecta; Coleoptera; Chrysomelidae. The transcript has 6 exons. Gene Ontology annotation, cellular component: cytoplasm; nucleus; chromosome. Gene Ontology annotation, molecular function: nucleic acid binding; ATP binding; 3'-5' DNA helicase activity. Gene Ontology annotation, biological process: DNA replication; double-strand break repair via homologous recombination. The record is from RefSeq and is a predicted model, not a curated record. Bases 182 to 3778 code for a protein of 1198 amino acids.
AAUCGUAAAAGAAGAAUUUUUGACAACUGACGUUGUUCAGAAAAUGGCGAGAUGUUAGUGAAGUAUUUAUUAUAGUUUGUAGUUGUUUUUAAUAACAAGAAGUGAAAUUUUUAGAUUUAAUAAAUAAUUUUAUGUUGAAUUCAAUGUGUAUCAAUAUAUUUAUUUUUAAUCAUUGGUUUCUAUGGCAAACGACAAGGAAGAUUUUUUCGAUGCAUUUAAGAAUACAUCAAUGAACAAAAUUGAAAAAUUCAGUUUCAAGAAAAUUGAUAAGAGUUCUACAAAACCUCACGUAACAGAAAAAAUAUCGCAUUUUUUUAAACCUGUUGAGAAAAAGGUAAUACCAAAAGAUAGUAUUGAAGAUGAGCUAGAAGCUAUUUUUCAUGAACCUUUUCCUAUCAGACCAAGCGAAAUAUCUUCGAAUUUAACGGAUCCAAAUAAAAAUAAUUCUACUCAUCAAAUCAACAAGCAGUCAAAGUUCAAUUUUAAAGCCACAUUAAACAAAACUGCUCAUAUUUCUAAUGUUGAAGCCACAAAUAACUUUGAGAAUAAUACGAAACCCUCUAAUAACAAGAAUUAUAGUUUGAAUCAAAGCAAGACAAAUUAUAUCUCUCCCAUAAAACCAAAUUUUAAAAAACUUACUUGCACCACUUCUUCAGAUGAAUUUGAAGUUAAAGAGACAACACAGGAAACAUCUCCGAAGAAUAAAUCGAAACAUAGUCCAAAAUUAGUGAUUCCUAAAAGCUCUCAAAAAUUCAAAUUCAAAAAGACUGUAACUAAUAUUUCUGCCGUAUAUGAAUCAAUUUUUGGUAAUAGCUCAAAUAAAGAAUGUUUAUCUACAGACGUUGUAAAGGUACAGACUAGUAGAAAUAUUUUUGAUGUUACAACAGAAGAAAAAAUACCUGAGGAUGAGAAGCAAAAUGAUUUAAAUAUAUCAAGUUCAACAGAUGAUUUCCCAAAAAUCAGUAAUUCAAACAAACCACUAAAAUCUGAUACUUCAGCUUGCGAGAGUCCCAGUUUCCUCUCUUUAAAGAGUAGAUGUUGUGUGGUUUCUGAAGAAUCUGUUUCCCAAUCUCCAGUUGCACAGCAACUAGAGGUAUCAAAUGAUCAAGUAAAAUUCGACAAACAUAAAAAUUCAGUAAGCAACAAAUUUUUAGACGACGAGAUAACUAUUAUCAGUCAGUCAUUAGCUGCUUCUGAAGAUGAUUAUAUGGAUGAUGAAACUUUUGAAAGGAUAUUUGGUGGCACAACUGAGAAUGCAAAUAAUCAAGAUGAAGAUAUCAAUUUAAACACUAUUGAUUGGAAAGAUGAUUUUGAAAAAAAUAUUGAAAAUGAUGUAGCAUCUACAUCACAAAAUUCGGAACAUUGCUAUACAGAAGAAGUAUCUGCUAUAAAUUGGAAUGAAGAUGUUUUUGAUGAGGAUACAGAUACACCUGUAAUUAGUUUCAAGGAUCGAGAUGAUAACACUUUGGAAUUUAGAAAAAAUUAUCAUUUCUCAGAUACUGUGGAAGAAGUUUUGCAUCAAAAGUUUGGUCUACAAACAUUCAGGCCCCAGCAACGUGAAAUUAUUAAUGCAACAUUAAACAGGCAUGACUGUUUUGUUCUUAUGCCAACAGGAGGAGGGAAGAGUCUUUGUUAUCAACUUCCAGCCAUUUUAAGUGAAGGAGUCACAAUAGUUAUUUCUCCUCUUAGGGCACUAAUUGGAGACCAAGUAGAUAAAAUGAAUGGUCUAGACAUUCCAGCUGCUCACCUUUGUCAGGAUGUUAGUUUAGAAGAUACGAAUCGAAUUAUGACUAAAUUGUAUUGCAGAGAGCCACUAAUAAAAUUAUUAUAUCUUACACCUGAAAAAAUUAUGGCAUCCAAAGCCGUUAAUGAUGUGUUAAAGAAUUUGUAUCAAAGGGGAAAGUUGGCUAGGUUUAUUCUUGACGAAGCUCAUUGCUUAUCACAGUGGGGUCACGAUUUUAGGCCCGAUUAUAAACAGCUUACUUUUCUCAAACGUGAGUUUACAGAUGUUCCAAUUAUGUGCCUUACAGCGACCGCUACCAAACAAGUAGAAAAUGAUGUUAUCAAUAUUUUAAAAUUGAAUAAUAUUAAAAGAUUCAUCAUGAGUUUCAAUAGGCCCAAUAUUAAAUAUCAGGUUAUACCAAAAAAAGGUAAAUUUGCUAGUGAAGAAAUAAUACAAUUAAUUAAAAAGAAAUUUCUUAAAAAAUCUGGAAUAAUAUAUUGUUUAGCACGGAAUGAUUGCGAAUAUUUAGCUGACAUGUUAAACAAAGCUAAUAUCAUGUCAAGACCAUACCACGCUGGUAUGUCGGAUAAAGUCCGUAAUGCAAUUCAAAGAGAAUGGAUGCAAGAUAGGUUUUUUGUUAUAGUUGCCACAAUUGCUUUUGGAAUGGGUAUUGACAAACCUGAUGUGAGGUUUGUAAUACAUAAUUCGUUACCUAAAUCAGUUGAAGGUUUCUAUCAAGAAUCAGGAAGAGCAGGACGAGACGGAGAUAUUUCAUACUCAUAUUUAUUUUAUAAUUACUGUGAUGUUUUGCGUUUACAAAAGUUGAUGCAACUGGAUAGAAAAAGCAAUGCGAGUGUCCGCGAAGGCCAUAACAACAAUUUGAAACAAAUGGUUUCGUUUGCAGAAAAUAUGGUCGACUGCCGUCGUUACUUACAAUUAAUACAUCUCGGAGAAAAUUUUAAUAGACAACUCUGUAUCAAAAACAAGGCAACUACUUGCGAUAACUGUGAAAAUAUCGAUACCUAUAGUAGCGUAGAAGUAACAAAAGAUGCCAAACAACUAGGAAUAUUAGUAAAAGAUCUGUCAGCGAAAUCAAAUGUAACCAUGUUACAUGUAGCAGACGUUUAUAAAGGAUCUAAAAUACAAAAAAUUUUCAAAAUGGGUCACGAUAAACAUCGACUAUACGGAGCGGGUUCUUCAUUCAAUAAAAAUGAUAUACAAAGGAUUUUAAAAACUAUGGUGUUGAAGAACGUUUUAGAAGAUAAAGUAAUUUACGCAGGAGAAUAUCCUGUUGUUUAUAUAACGACAGGAAAAAAGUUUAACGCUUUAAACGCACCAGACCUAAAAAUAACCAUACCUAUUAAUAAAAAAUCUGUAAAUAAAGUAAACUCUACAAUAGAAGAUAAUGAGGGCGAAGAAGAAGAUUCUAUAGAAGACAGACAAGUUCCAGGGCCUUCUAAACCUCUUCCUAUAAACACCAACAAAGUGAAAAUCGCAUCUUAUUCCAAAUUCAAUAAAACGAAAAUAAAUAAUCUCAAAGUACAAUGUCACGAAGCUUUAUUGGAAGAAUGUCGAAAAUUAGCGCUGGAAAGAAAUUUAACUUUAUCCGCAAUCAUGAAUCUAACAGCCAUUAAGACAAUGUCCGACGUUUUACCAAAGACCAAAGAGGAGUUUUUGAAAAUACAGCACGUCACUGCGGCUAAUUAUAAAAAAUGCGGGGAAAAUUUCUUGGCCAUAACGUCGAAAUUUCGCGAACAAGUUGAUGCCUUAGGAACGGCGCCAAAAAUAACAGAAUCCUCAUCGUUUGGUAGUAGCUUUGAUGACGAAAGUGAUUGGAAAAAUCCACCAGUACCUUCACAGAGAGGUACUAAACGAAAAUGGACGGGCGGAUAUAACUGGAAAAAUAAAAAAGGGAAAAAGAAAAGAACCGCGAAUAGUCCUAAGAAAAAAACGUCGCCGAAAAGUAAAUACAAGAAAACGGGGUGGAAAAGCAAACGCGGUGGUGGUAAAGGCGGUGGUAGUUCAAUUGGAUUGAUGCCGUUACAUUUCAAGUGAUUGUUGUUGUUGACUAAUCUGUAUAUAUGUAUAUUGAUAAUUUAUAGCAUCUAUAUUUGUUUAUCAUGUUUUGUAUUACAACUUAUUUUUUUAA